UCUCCGUAUGAUGCUUCAUCGUGUACGGAUCGAUUUUGAACCUUCUUUAAAAUCUGACCCACAGCUAACAUUGAUUCAUCAAGUAAUUGUUGAGACAAAGCAAUGUCUGGUAUUGCUAUUGCUCGCCUGGCAGAAGAAAGAAAAGGAUGGAGGAAGGAUCACCCAUUUGGCUUCAUUGCACGACCAACAAAGAACCCAGAUGGAACUCUGAACUUGAUGAAUUGGGAGUGUGCCAUUCCUGGCAAGAAAGGGACACCUUGGGAUGGAGGCCUUUACAGACUGAGGAUGAUUUUUAAAGAUGACUACCCAUCAACUCCUCCAAAAUGUAAAUUUGAGCCUCCACUUUUCCACCCAAAUGUUUAUCCAUCAGGUACUGUGUGUUUGUCACUACUGGAUGACGAGAAAGAUUGGAGGCCGGCAAUCACCAUCAAACAAAUUCUGCUCGGCAUACAAGAUCUCCUCAACGAUCCCAACAUCAAAGAUCCUGCGCAGGCCGAGGCUUACACCAUUUAUUGCCAAAAUCGCCUGGAGUAUGAAAAACGGGUCCGCGCACAGGCAAAGGCAAUGUCUGCGCCUUUUGAAUAAAGGCAUUCUUUUGGGAUGACUUCUUCACCGGACUUCUUGUUGUGAGUCCGGCUGGUCUGAAUUAAUUCUUGCAUCUUGCAAAGUUUACUGGGCUUAUUUUGUUUUAUUAAUCAGGAUGCUGCAUUAUUAUGGACAUUUUAAAUUCAAAUUUUCGUAAAAAUUAUCAAUGUCUCUUUGAAUGUGAUUUCUAUUAUUUUUACAAGACUAUUGAAAUUUGCGUCUGUAACUGUUUUCGAAUAUGUUUUCAUUACAGUUUGAAACCUUAAAGGCUUCAAACAAAGCGAUUUAGCGCGAUGACAAAUAAUCUAAGGAAACUUUUUCGGCGGAAUAGCCAUUUUAAUGUCAAGAACAAGUUAUCUCUUCAUCCAGCCUACACAUGCUCAGUUGUGUACGAAGUGUAUCUUGACAGCCCUAUGUUGACACUUGUGCUCGUAACGAAGGAAUACAAAAUAAACUUAUUUUAAGUCA
This is a messenger RNA of Hyalella azteca, 1053 nucleotides long. RefSeq names its product SUMO-conjugating enzyme UBC9-B (gene lwr). Bases 103 to 585 code for a protein of 160 amino acids. Gene Ontology annotation, cellular component: nucleus. Gene Ontology annotation, biological process: protein sumoylation. The transcript is spliced from 6 exons. The record is from RefSeq and is a predicted model, not a curated record. NCBI's taxonomy places the organism in Eukaryota, Metazoa, Arthropoda, Malacostraca, Amphipoda, Hyalellidae. Gene Ontology annotation, molecular function: SUMO conjugating enzyme activity.